Messenger RNA from Rotaria sordida, 975 nucleotides. NCBI's taxonomy places the organism in Eukaryota, Metazoa, Rotifera, Eurotatoria, Philodinida, Philodinidae. The record is from the annotation of a GenBank genome assembly.
AUGUCGGAAAGUAAAAUUGAAGUUAACAAUUAUUCGACAACAAACAAUGUCGAACAUCUUACAUCACCAUCAACAGUUACUGAUGAAAGUCUUCAUUUAACAAAUUCUGAUGUUACUAAUGAUGCAUCAAGUAAUGGAAAAGAAACUCAUCAAAAUUUAUUAUCAAACGAUGAUGUUGAUGAAUUAACUGAUCAAUUAGGUGCAUUAGAUUAUAAUAAACAUUCUCUAGAUCAACAAGACAUAGAUUCGGAACAUAUUCAAUAUGAUAAUUACGUAGAAAUUCAUUAUGAACAAGAUACAACGACCGAAAAUUUAAAAUCACCUACAUCACUUACAUCAGAUUCUGUUACUAAUGAUGAAAAUCAUUCUUUUGAAAAUUCAUCACUAAUUGGCACUCAUGAAUAUCCAACCGAUCUUGUUGCAAAUGUCGAACAACAAGAAUCAUUACCAAAAAAUUCUGAAUCUGUUACUCUUGAAAAUUGGUCUUCCUAUGCAACAUCUUCUGAAGAAUCUAUUACAGUCGAACAAGUUCAACAAUUCAUACAAAGACUAGCAGCAGAAAAUACGGUUUAUACAUAUGACAUUCCUCAUAUUGUAACUAUUAUUAAAGAUUCACAUGUGUAUGAUGCUCAAAAUGAUUCAAAUAUAGUAUCAAAUGAAUAUGUUAUAGAUGCAGAUCCAAUAUUUAAUACGGAAAAUGAUAAUGUACAAAUGAUUCAUAUCGAACCAACACAUUUUUCAUCAAUAACAAAUCAUUAUUAUGAUUCCCAAGUUAUCGACUCAAAUGUUAAUAGUCAACCAUUGAUAACUUACGAGACAAAUGAUGAAUUAAAUACAUCACAAUCGAUAAUGAAUGAAAAUGGUGAAUACAUAGAAAUUCCUGUAGGAGAAAUCAUCUUACCUGAUGAAUAUUAUCCAAAUACAAAUGAUGGUUAUCAAUCAAAUGUUUUACAUGAAGAAUAUAUUUAUAAUUAA